ACAGCUCCCACCUGGGCAUUCCGCGUGCGUCCGUGUGCAUUUAAUUCAGAUACAGACCGCAUUUUAUAGCAACUUGGAACAUGCCAUUCUAACGUACUGGAAGAGAUGAGAAAUGGGGCUGUGAGUUCUAUCUGGGUUCAUGGGCUCAGCAUGAGCAAGGUUUGCAGUGCCUUUCAGAGGGGGCCACAUCCGAAAUGAGAGGCCCAGGACAUCUGCGGGAUGGAGUCUGCGGGCCGGCUCCCAUCUGGGAAGAGCCGGCUGCCGGGCAGUGAUGGAAGUGUCCAGCAGGGGGCUGGCAUUCUCUGUCUAUAAGUAGCCCCGGUUCCCCCGCAGAGCCCCGGCUCAGCGCCGCUGCUGUUUGCUGGUGAAGUCAGUGACGUGCACAGCAUCCUGCCUAGAGGAUUGGAGGGCUUCUCAGUGCGGUUUUUUUUCUACCCACUUUAAACCUUCAGGUUCGAAAUAUCAGGAAGGAUAGGACAUGCCGUAUGAAAAGAGCCGGCCAAAAGUUCCUAGCGAACUGCAGCCAGAGAGACUCAGCCUAGAAUGGAGGUAGAAGGAGUUGAUACAGAGUGGGUUUAAUUCCGGCUUUUUGUUGUCGUUUGGUUGCAACUUACUGAAUUUAGACAUGUAUUCCGUUGGCCAUGUGAGGACCAGAGCAGGACCAGCAUCCAAAUAGCGCCAGACCCUUCCGAAUGCCACAGUGCAUGUGUCUUCAGAGUAUCUGUGUCAAGGAAGAUAAAGAGCCCAGCCUAGAUUUUAGCCUCAUCUUUGCCCAACUACAAAAUCAGAGUUAAGCAACAGCAUCUGAGAGCCCUUUUCAGGUGGGAAAGAACCCAGAGGAUGGCUCUGAAUGAUUGCUUGCUUUUGAACUUGGAAGUGGAGCACUUCUUGUACUGCAACGUCUCCAAUCACAGUGCAGAUGUACCCGUGAACGACGACUGGUUCCACCCAGGGGUCUUCUAUGUCAUCCCGGCCGUCUAUGGGGUCAUCAUCCUGAUAGGCCUCAUAGGCAACGUCACGCUGAUCAAGAUCUUCUGUACAGUGAAGGCCAUGCGGAAUGUGCCCAACCUGUUCAUCUCCAGUCUGGCCUUGGGAGACCUGCUCCUCCUGGUAACGUGCGCUCCCGUGGACGCCAGCCGGUACCUGGCCGACAGAUGGCUGUUCGGCAGGAUUGGCUGCAAACUGAUCCCCUUCAUACAGCUCACCUCGGUGGGGGUGUCUGUCUUCACGCUCACGGCUCUCUCGGCGGACAGGUACAAAGCCAUCGUCCGACCAAUGGAUAUCCAGGCCUCUCACGCUCUGAUGAAGAUCUGCCUCAAAGCCGCAUUGAUCUGGAUUAUCUCCAUGCUUCUGGCCAUCCCCGAGGCUGUGUUUUCUGAUCUACAUCCCUUCCAUGAGGAAAGCACCAACCAGACCUUCAUUAGCUGUGCCCCAUACCCACACUCUAAUGAGCUGCACCCCAAAAUUCACUCCAUGGCUUCCUUCCUGGUCUUCUACAUCAUCCCACUGUCGAUUAUCUCUGUCUACUACUACUUCAUUGCUAGAAAUCUGAUCCAGAGUGCUUACAAUCUGCCUGUGGAAGGGAAUAUACAUGUCAAGAAGCAGAUUGAAUCCCGGAAGCGCCUCGCCAAAACAGUGCUGGUGUUCGUGGGCCUCUUUGCCUUCUGCUGGCUCCCCAACCACAUCAUCUACCUGUACCGCUCCUACCACUACUCUGAGGUGGACACCUCCAUGCUCCACUUCAUCACCAGCAUCUGCGCCCGCCUCCUGGCCUUCACCAACUCCUGUGUGAACCCUUUUGCCCUCUACAUGCUGAGCAAGAGUUUCAGGAAACAAUUCAACACCCAGCUCCUCUGCUGUCGGCCUGGCCUGAUGACCCGCUCUCACAGCACUGGCAGAAGUACCACGUGCAUGACCUCCUUCAAGAGCACCAACCCCUCUGUGGCCACCUUCAGCCUCAUCAACGGAAACAUCUGUCAUGAAGGGUACGUCUAGGCUGAUCCUUGACCCUGACACCUGGGGGCCCCGCUUUUGCUUUAUGGCUAGUAACAACAUCUGUUGUUGUCUCUAUACCCUCCAAAGACCCUUCGAAAGGCUAUGAAUUUGUAGGCAAGUUGCAGAGAAGCCCAAAUGGAUUGCUGUGGUGUUUGAAAGGCCCAUCAAGGCUUAUAUUUUCCAUUUCAACUUCUGAAUGUUCUUCUGAUGUUGAGCCAACUGUCCCUUUUUAGAAAAGGGAAUAAGAAAUUACCUUUUUUUUUUUUUUAAGAUUUUAUUUAUUUA
Messenger RNA from Lutra lutra (Eurasian river otter), 2280 nucleotides. It is a transcript of the gene GRPR, whose product is annotated as gastrin releasing peptide receptor. Gene Ontology annotation, cellular component: membrane. Gene Ontology annotation, biological process: G protein-coupled receptor signaling pathway. The record is from RefSeq and is a predicted model, not a curated record. NCBI's taxonomy places the organism in Eukaryota, Metazoa, Chordata, Mammalia, Carnivora, Mustelidae. Gene Ontology annotation, molecular function: G protein-coupled peptide receptor activity. Bases 841 to 1995 code for a protein of 384 amino acids. The transcript is spliced from 3 exons.